GAGCUAGCGGUCAUACCAAGAAGGCAACGUGCAACUCGUCGUCACAUGUGACUUCCCUGCUCCUUUUCCUGCUCUUUCCUCGUAAAAUACUUUUCAUCUCAAUUUCAAACUAUCGCUCGCUAGUUCUAUGGCUGCAUCUGAACAAAGCCCCGCGUUCAACAUGGACGACCAAGUUACGGACGGCAAACCUAGCGUUUCGGGGCACAAGAAGAGUGGUAGCAGUUCUUCGUUGCGUAAUGCAGAGGGCUGGGAUGGAAAACUACGCGUGGAGAAGAAGCAGGCCGUGCUGGUCAAUCCAGAGGUACUUGAAGGAAUAAGCGAGCCCGAAGAGUCUGACGAGGAAGAUCCGCUCGUGGAGAAGAUCGAGGCAGAUGAAGAUCUGACAGCCGAUAUCGAAGAUGAUGCAGAAGAGAUCGACCUAGUACACUGCCGUAUACAGUCAAUCGAGGCCCUCAAGCUUCACCGCUUCACGGCGCUGCGACGUCUAUGUCUACGGCAGAACCAGAUCACCAACACAGAGGGUGUGUUUCCUUCGAAUCUCGCAUCCACAUUGACGGAGCUCGACUUGUAUGACAAUCUCAUCUCACAUAUUCGAGGAUUUGAGGAGUUGCGAGAACUUACGAUCCUCGACUUAAGCUUCAACAAGAUCAAACACAUCAAGCGAAUACAGAACCUCAAGAAGCUUACAGACUUGUACUUCGUUCAGAAUAAGAUUUCGACCAUAGAAGGAUUGGACGGACUUGAUUGUUUAAGGAACCUGGAGUUGGGUGGAAAUCGAAUAAGGGAGAUUCAGGGCCUGGAUACAUUAUCGAACCUGAGGGAGCUGUGGCUGGGCAAGAACAAGAUUACCGAAAUCAAGGGUCUCGACAGUCUCACGAACCUUACCAUACUCUCCAUCCAAGCAAACCGCAUUCGUUCGAUAACAGGACUCGAAAAACUUGUCAACCUCGAGCAACUGCACAUUUCCAAUAACGCGUUGACGUCCAUAUCCGGUCUCGCUCACAAUACCAAGUUGCAGGUUAUCGACGUGUCUUCCAAUCCCAUUGAGCGGCUCGAAGGUCUAGAGACGCUUUCGGAACUUGAGGAAUUUUGGGCCAGUUGGUGCAAGAUCAGCAGCUUCGAGGAGGUGGAGAAACAGUUGGGAGAUAAAGAAAAUCUGAACACGGUAUAUUUUGAGGGAAACCCGCUGCAAACUAGAGGACCGGUAUUGUACAGGAAUAAAAUAAGGUUGGCACUACCAAGAGUCAAGCAGAUUGACGCGACAUUUGUGAAGGUUGAAUAAAUGGAAGCCAUGGAACGUGUGUAUGAUCAUUAUGCAAAGAGCUUGGGGUUUCGCAUGAAAAGUUAUGACUGCAUAGCAUGGCGCUUCACGAUAUUGGAAUCUUCAUGAGGCUCUCUCGGGCAUAUGACAAGAAAUGAAACAGCGUGAUCGGAAAACGAUCUUCUCACUAUCCUCUAUUACGACGAUAAUCUGUUAUGAGCUCAUAUCAUAUUUGCAGGGGAGAUCUUCGACAUCAGUGCUGAUCGCAACCCUGGUCGACAAGACA
Molecule: messenger RNA, 1547 nt
Organism: Verruconis gallopava
Lineage: Eukaryota; Fungi; Ascomycota; Dothideomycetes; Venturiales; Sympoventuriaceae
Exons: 2
Coding region: 128-1282 (384 amino acids)
Molecular function (GO): protein binding
Source: RefSeq, a predicted model, not a curated record